Molecule: messenger RNA, 1962 nt
Organism: Trichechus manatus latirostris (Florida manatee)
Lineage: Eukaryota; Metazoa; Chordata; Mammalia; Sirenia; Trichechidae
Gene: NSUN5
Product: NOP2/Sun RNA methyltransferase 5
Exons: 10
Coding region: 1-1401 (466 amino acids)
Biological process (GO): rRNA base methylation
Cellular component (GO): nucleolus
Molecular function (GO): RNA methyltransferase activity
Source: RefSeq, a predicted model, not a curated record
AUGGCGUUGUACGUGGCCGCGGCGGCCGUGCUGGAGGGUGUGGAGAAUCGCCAAGGCUCCAUCAAGGGGCUGGUGUACGGCAGGCGCUUCCAGAACGUGAAGCAGCUGUACGCGCUGGUGUGCGAGACGCAGCGCUACUCCGUCGUGCUGGACGCCGUGAUCGCCAGCGCCGGACUCCUCCGCGCCGAGAAGAAACUGCGGCCGCACUUGGCGAAGGUGCUAGUGUAUGAGUUGUUGCUGGGACGAGGCUUUAGAGGGAGUGGGGGCCGAUGGAAGCCUCUUGUGGCCCGCCACCAGGCAAGGCUGAAGGCUGAGUUGGCCCGGCUCAAAGUUCAUCGGAGUGUGAGCCGGAAUGAAGACCUGUUGGAACUGGCAUCCAGGCCCGGUCCAGCCCUCCAGGUGCCUCGAUUUGUGCGGGUGAACACCCUCAAGACCUGCUCUGAUGAUGCAAUUGAUUAUUUUAAGAGACAGGGUUUCUCUUACCAGGGACGGGCUUCCAGCCUUGAGGACUUAAGGACCCUCAAGGGGAAGCAUUUUCUUCUGGAUCCCUUGUUGCCAGAGCUACUUGUGUUCCCUGCACAAACAGAUCUGCAUGAACAUCCGCUGUACCAAGCCGGUCACCUCAUUCUACAAGACAAGGCCAGCUGUCUCCCAGCCAUGCUGCUGGCUCCGCCGCCAGGCUCCCAUGUCAUUGACGCAUGUGCUGCUCCAGGCAACAAGACCAGUCACGUAGCUGCUCUUCUCAAGAACCAAGGGAAGAUCUUUGCCUUUGACUUGGAUGCCAAGCGGCUGGCAUCUAUGGCUACUCUACUGGCCCGGGCUGGAGUCUCUUGCUGCGAGUUAGCUGAGAAAGACUUCUUGGCAGUCUCACCCUCAGACCAGCGUUACCGUCAGGUCCAGUACAUCCUGCUGGAUCCUUCUUGUAGUGGCUCUGGUAUGUUGACCCGACAGCUGGAAGAGCCUGGGGCAUGUGCACCUAGCAAGAAGCGCUUACAUGCCCUGGCAGGUUUCCAGCAGCGAGCUCUGUGCCAUGCGCUCACUUUCUCCUCCUUGCAGCGCCUCGUCUACUCCACGUGUUCCCUUUGCCAAGAAGAGAAUGAAGACGUGGUACGAAAUGCUCUGCAGAACAGUGCAGGGACCUUCAGGCUAGUGCCUGUUCUACCCUCCUGGCCCCACCGAGGCCUUGGCACUUUUCCAGGUGCUGAAUACUGCCUCCGGGCCUCCCCUGAGACCACACUCACUGGUGGCUUCUUCAUUGCUGUCCUUGAACGGAAAGAGGUGUCAAGUUCAGCCUCUCACACCGAAGCACCGGGGCCAGAACUUACAGCCAGCCCAACCCCAAAGAGAAAGAAGAAGCGGCGAAAACUGGUGGCUGGUGCUAGCACACUGCCUGGCACGUAGCAGGUGCUCAAGGGUCUGACUUUGGGCCCUCAGACCCAGGCAGCAGUUUUGUUUGGAAGAUUAUCCCUGUUUCUGCAGCUGGAAAGGCGGAGUGAGUUUCCUAGUUCUCUGGGUCCCUGCAUUGGUUUGGGUUCUCUUGGUGAGAGCAGAAGUGCUGCCCACAAAAAUAAAAGGCAGAACAUGGUCUAUGAGAGAUCACAGUUUUUUUAUUCUUAAUGAUAUAAGCAAGGAGAAAAAUCACACAUUUGUCCUAAAAAUUACAACUAGACUCAACAGGAAUUAAGUCCUUAUUGGUAAUGGAAAGUCCCAGCCUCCCGGUCCUGUCCAGUGCACGUACAUGUACACAAGCACACUCAGGCCACACCAGGGUGCCCCCUCGGGGUUCCUGGACUAGCUGUCCUGCCUGUGGAACUGAGGUAACACUAGCUGAGAGAACUACAACUAAAAGAGGCUCCGCCUUACAUAAGGUAUAGGUAGACACUUGAUUUCUAUACCUGUGACCCCCCCCCGCUCCAAUCGUAACAGGUAUUUGGGACUUGAGGUUGAGACUUCCUCCUCAGC